This is a messenger RNA of Botrytis porri, 1830 nucleotides long. RefSeq lists its product as uncharacterized. Gene Ontology annotation, molecular function: basic amino acid transmembrane transporter activity. The transcript has 4 exons. Lineage: Eukaryota; Fungi; Ascomycota; Leotiomycetes; Helotiales; Sclerotiniaceae. Gene Ontology annotation, biological process: basic amino acid transport; transmembrane transport. Bases 1 to 1830 code for a protein of 609 amino acids. Gene Ontology annotation, cellular component: fungal-type vacuole membrane. The record is from RefSeq and is a predicted model, not a curated record.
AUGGCGGAAAAUCAUCAUCGAGUGGGUGGUCAAAAUACCUCUUCCCAUACCGCAACAGAAAAUACACCACUUCUCUUUCCACCAAGGAACGAUACACCUGCGAUUGAAGAAGUUUUGGUAGACAAUGAUGGCGAUUCAACAGGAACGAAUGUCGAUCCCAAUGAAUUCGAUUUGAUGUUAUCGAGAACAACAUCAUUCACAGCCAUAGGAAUUGAAACCAAUCCUCAAGAAUCAUCUAUGUUUCGAAGUUCUCGCAUUCAUCACCACCCCAAACGCGGAUCUCGAAAUUCCAGUCGUGUAAGCACGAGAAGGAAAUCCAUUUCUGCUUCUAUACGGAGUAUACGAGAAACCAUCGAGGACGAUGACGAGGAAUCCAAAUCCCCUUUUCUAGGCGGUGUCGGAGUCAAGAGAUUUUGGCUCAUUUUCAGCGGUGUGCUGCUAACAUAUACAUUAUCUUCAUUCGAUUCUACAAUCAUGGUUUCGAGUCAUCCAGUUAUCACUUCGUAUUUUCAUGCGUCAAAUAGUGCAUCUUGGUUAUCCACCGCAUUCCUCCUCACAUCCACCAGUUUCCAACCGAUUUUUGGACGGCUCUCCGAUGCGAUGGGAAGAAAACCUCCAUAUAUUUUCUCUAUGAUUUUGUUUCUAGUAUCGACAAUUUGGUGUGCUCUGGCUCAAAGUAUGACGAGUUUUAUUAUCGCAAGAGCAGUUUGUGGUUUGGGUGCGGGGGGUGUCAUGUCCAUGGGAUCGAUUAUCACAAGUGAUCUCAUACCCAUCGAGAUCCGCGGAGCGUAUCAAUCAUAUCUGAAUAUUGUUUUUGGAAUUGGAGCAGCGUCGGGUGCGGCACUAGGUGGUGCGAUUGCGGAUCAUCUUGGAUGGAGAUGGGAAUUUGGAGGGAAGAAGACUUUAAAAGAGGCUUUGAGUGUUUUUGAUUACAAAGGUUCGUUGUUGCUAAUGGCUACUAUCACUUUCUUCAUACUAGCGAUUAAUCUCGGUGGUAAUAUCUACCCCUGGACACACCCUCUAAUCCUCACUUGUAUAAUCCUCACCAUCAUCGGUCUUCCCCUAUUCGUCAUAACCGAACACCACGCCCCCCAACCCGUCAUGCCUCUCUCCCUCAUAACUCACAAUCCCCGCGGUUCCCUCAUCAUCGGCAACGCCCUCGGCUCCAUCGUAAUCAACGCUGUCCUCUUCAAUAUUCCCCUCUAUUUCCAAGCCGUCCUCCUCGAAUGCCCCACCGCAUCCGGUCUUCGUCUCAUCAUCCCCUCCAUCGCCGCCAGCGCAAUCGGUACCCUGACCGGUUUCCUCAUUACCUGGACUCGCAACCUCAAAACCCCCUUGGUCCUCGGUGUCUCUCUUUACGUCAUCGGAACUAUAGGAUUAGUAGCUAUGAAUCGCUCCCUACAGAAUUGGGUAUAUGUUUUACUUUUGAUUCCAUCGAGUAUGGGCCAAGGAUUCCAAAUGCCGGGAAGCUUUAUGUGUGUUUUGGCUGUGAGUGAACAGGGGGAACAAGCGGUUGUUACGACGACCUUAGUUUUGUGGAGGAGUAUGGGACAGGUUCUGGGGGUGGCAGUCAGUUCGCUCAUUGUGCAGAAUUCGUUGGUGGGAUUCUUGAAUGCGAAUGUUGUGGGGUCGGAUAAGGAGAAGGUAAUCGAAGCAGUCCGCUCCUCCGUCCAAGCAGUAGCAGGACUCGAACCCCAUUACAGAGACCAAGUCAUAGAUUCCUACGCCCAAGCACUACAAGCCGCGUAUAUUUUUGCGUUGGUGAUGAGUAUUUUAUCUUUUGGUAUAACGAUCAGGAUUAAACUGCCGAAACUUGGGUUUAGGAAGUGA